This is a messenger RNA of Struthio camelus australis, 2979 nucleotides long. The record is from RefSeq and is a predicted model, not a curated record. NCBI's taxonomy places the organism in Eukaryota, Metazoa, Chordata, Aves, Struthioniformes, Struthionidae.
GUGGCAUUAGCGGAUUUAUCAGCUCUGCCUGUGCUUAUGCAAGCCAAAGUGCCAAGCCUGGAAAAUUUUGCAAUCCCUCAGAAUUCCUGAAACUCUUGGGGACUGGGAGAUAAGGUGGCAGGUGCCUCUCCCUCCUCCCUUAAAAGGCAAGGAAGCUAACUACUGGGCUGUCAAAACUUGUUUCUCUUAUUCCAUGAGUGAAGCGCUGAGAAGUACUGGGCUUUGCAGAGAGGCGCAUAUCUGGAGUAAACAUAUGAGCGGCAUGUUCGAAACCUGGCUGGGCAGCCUGGUCUCAGCCCUUCAGGAGAGAGAGAAGGAUGCGAACGUGGUGGUGGUGGACUGGCUGGCGCUCGCCCACCAGCUCUAUACGGAUGCUGUGAACAACACGGAGGUCGUUGGGAAAAGCAUAGCCAGGCUGCUGAACUGGUUACAGGAGAACCCUCUCUUCCAGCUUCAAAAUGUUCACUUGAUUGGAUACAGCCUUGGGGCCCAUGUUGCUGGCUUUGCUGGUAACCAUGUCCAGGGGACAAUAGGCAGAAUUACAGGCUUGGAUCCGGCUGGCCCUAUGUUUGAAGGAGUGGACCCUAGCAAGCGCCUCUCCCCCGAUGAUGCUAGCUUUGUGGAUGUCCUGCACACCUACACCAGGGAAACGCUAGGCAUUAGCAUUGGGAUCCAGAUGCCUGUAGGCCAUGUUGACAUCUACCCCAAUGGGGGAGACUUCCAGCCUGGCUGUGGACUAAGUGAUGUCUUAGGAGCAAUUGCCUAUGGGACUAUUGGUGACGUUGUUAAAUGUGAGCACGAGCGGUCUGUGCACCUCUUUGUGGACUCCCUUGUGAACCAAGAUAAACAAAGCUUCGCGUUUCAAUGUACUGAUUCCAGUCGCUUCAAGAAGGGAAUCUGCCUGAGCUGCCGGAAGAACCGCUGCAAUGGCAUAGGCUACAAUGCCAGGAAAACUAGGAACAAAAGAAACAGCAAGAUGUACUUAAAAACAAGAGCUGACAUGCCAUUCAAAGUCUACCAUUAUCAGAUGAAAAUGCACGUCUUCAGCUACAAGAGCUUGGGAGAGGCUGACCCCACCUUCUCCAUCACCCUUCAUGGCACCAAUGGAGACUCUGAACCCUUCUCUUUAGAAAUGCUUGAGCGAAUUGGCCUUAAUGCCACCAACACCUUCCUGGUCUAUACUGAAAAGGACAUGGGUGACCUCUUAAAAAUAAAGCUCACCUGGGAGGGAACUUCGCAGUCAUGGUACCAUCUAUGGAAAGAGUUUAAGAGUUACUGGUAUCAGCCUUCAAAGUCGCCCCAGGAACUGCACAUCAGACGUAUACGGGUGAAAUCUGGGGAAACGCAGCAGAGGUUUGCUUUCUGUGUGGAAGAUUCCCAGCUGACCAGCAUAUCUCCUGGUAAAGAGCUCUGGUUUGUGAAAUGUGCAGACAACUGGCAAAAAAGGUCUGUAUCAAAUUUACUCUGAAGACUUCCCUGAAGACUCACAACUGAACAGCCUAGAUGCAUGAAGACCACACAAGUGGGAAGAUACUCCGGCAAAAAUCUGGCUUGGUAGCACUUAAAGCAACUAGACCUUCAGGACAAAACAUCUUGGAACAGAUGCAAGAAACUGAGGAGCAACAGAUGGACUGUGGUCCUAGACCUACAGUAACUAAAACUGCAUUCUCCUUUUGUAGGAGCCUGGCUUGUGCAUUUAACCUUCUCUUGAUCUGUUACACUCUACAUUUCCUUCCUGCUCCCAUUAACCAGAACUACAGAUGAAACCUUCACAGAUCGAGGCCUCAGCAAUGAUCUACUGGUCUGCCUGCUAGCGGAGCUGAGAAGAUAACCAUGUUAGCUGACCAUCAAACUGUUGGUGACAGAACUGCCAAGAAUAAAUUAGUGGCUAGUGUAGGGGUUACUGAGUCCAACAGCACUAAGGGCUGUGGGAAGAUAAGACCACCAAAUGUGUAAAGUUUGCGUGGGGAGGGAUUUUCAGGGGAGGGAGUGGGGAAUAAGCACAAUGCUACUUAUCUUCCAGCUGUCCUUUGCUUACCCUAAAAAUCAAUUACUGUAUCUGGCUGAUACAGAAAUCUCUAUAGGUCACCUUGUAGAGGAACUCCAUCCUCCCUGUAUCUAGGGCAAAACAAGAUCCAGAUACCAACUGAUGGUGCUGGCAGCUGCUCCUUGUUCCCCGAGUCAGUGUCUGAACCAAGCAUGUGCAUUGCUAUAUGCUGAGCUUUUACUAAAAGGCAAAUGGCAGCUGCCCAUCCACUGACUAGAGAGGAAGGUAAUGAACUGUCCUGUUUUGGGGGAACUUUGCUUUGGUCCUCUUAACUACUGAGAAAGUGUUCGCCUCUGUUCAAAUGCUGCUGUAGUACCAGAGCAUAAUUAAGACCUUAUUUGAGGCAAAGUACUUAACUGAGCCAAACAGACAACAGUCUACCCUCAUUGCUGCAAUGUCCUAGCUGGAUUCCCUGGCUCCCAAUGAUCUUGGCUUUGUUCGAGUUGGACAGGUGCUCUACAGCUGUCCUAGUUGCUACAGCAGACCAGCCCUUGUCAGAGGUGAACUAGCUCCUUAUUUUUGGAAGGACACGUGGUGUUACAACUGGGACUGCUCUUGAACUUGGGCGUACAGAAAGGCAGUCUCAAGCCAUAGUGCUGCCACAUGCUGAGCUAAGCUCUGGAGACUUAAAUCAUUUGAGGCCUAUGGUUGACUGAGUUUUUUGUAGAACUUCAAUCCAAGCAAAGCAAGCACAUUUGGAGUUUUUUCCCCCCAUGGUUUUAUGCAAAGGCUUCAAUAACUGAAGCCUUUGGUAAGUAUCUGUGACUUGUCAUGGUGCCAUACUUACAGUGGUUCCAAAGCCCUAUUUGUAUAUUGUGGUUUUUCUAUGACUUAAAGCAUUAUUUAUUUCUCAUGCUGUACAUAUGUAAAGUUUUAAACACUUUGGUUUUGAGUAACAGUUUUUAUAAGCCUUGAGACAAAAAUAAAGGGCU